AUGGCCUUGAAUGCUGCUUCGCACAACCCCACUGCGUCGCCUACUGGCAGCCCUUCUGGUCCACCACCACCUGUGGACGACUCCUUGAAUAGUGCUGUGCAGGAUGUAGCCAAAAAAGAUGCUACGGGCCAGAAUGAAGGCGGCAAGGACAAGGUGGGCAAUAACGACGGUCAGACCGUAGUGGGUGAAUCUGGCAAGGAAAAGACUGCCAAAGAAAUUGAGAAGGAACGCAAGAAGGCCGAAAAGCUUGCUAAGUUCAACGAGAAGAAGGCCAAACAACAAUCUGCCACUCCUGCUGCCGCCGCGAAACCGAAAGAGAAGCCCAAGAAGACCUCUAACGUCGAUGCCUACGAACCACAGAAAAUAGAAGCUGAUCGAUAUGAAUGGUGGGAAAGCAGAGGCUACUUCAAGCCGCAGUUCACAAAAGAUGGGAAGAUAAAACCAGAGGGAAAGUUCGUGAUACCAAUACCACCGCCAAAUGUGACAGGUUCAUUACACAUGGGUCAUGCUUUGACGAACUCGUUACAAGAUACUAUGAUCAGACAUGCUCGCAUGCGCGGCAAGACUACUUUAUACGUACCAGGUACAGACCAUGCUGGUAUUGCAACUCAAGCAGUCGUCGAGAAGAAACUUUACAAGGAAGAGAAGAAAACCCGCCAUGAUCUGGGUAGAGAAGAGCUUCUCAAGCUGAUAUGGAAGUGGAAGGACAAGUACCAUGCCAAUAUUACCUCACAACUGAAGAGAAUGGGUGGCUCGAUGGAUUGGUCAAGAGAGGCUUUCACCAUGGAUGACACAAGGGCUGCUGCUGUCAAGAAGACCUUCGUGCAGCUGUUCGACGAGGGUAUAAUCUACAGGGACAACCGUCUGGUCAACUGGAGUUCGGCUCUGAGCACUACGCUUUCCAAUCUGGAAGUGGACAACCAAGAAUUGACAGGGCGGAAGAAGCUCAAGGUCCCGAACUACGACAAAUUGAUCGACUUUGGUCUCUUGACCUACUUCAAAUACCCUAUCAGCAAAGAUCCAGCGACCGACAAGGCAGCCAAGGACAACAACUACCAAGGUUACCAAUUCAUUGAGGUUGCCACAACACGUCCGGAAACCAUGCUUGGUGAUACCGCUGUAGCUGUGCACCCCACCGAUGAGAGAUACAAGGAUCUUGUGGGCAAAUUGGCCAUACAUCCUUUCAUUCCUGGUCGAAAAGUGCUUAUCAUUGCCGAUGAAGAAGUCGAAAAGGACUUUGGUACUGGUGCCGUAAAGAUUACACCCGCCCACGACGCGAACGACUUUGCAAAAGGCAAACGACACAACCUGGAAUUUAUCAACAUAUUUACUGAUGAUGGUUUAGUCAAUGAGAAUGGGGGCCCAUUUGCUGGACACAAGCGAUUCGAUGUUCGAUAUGGUGUGAUCGAAGGUCUAACCAAGCUAAACCUAUACGUCAAGCAGGAGGACAAUCCGAUGACGAUACCCAUCUGCUCCAGAAGUGGCGAUGUCGUGGAGCCCGUACUGAAACCACAAUGGUGGAUGAGAAUGAAAGAGCUUGGUCAGGCAGCCGAGGAUGCCGUCACAAGUGGUCAGAUCAAGAUCCGUCCCGAGAGUGAGUCCAGGCGGUUCAAUCAGUGGAUGCAGGGCAUUACAGAUUGGUGUCUGUCUCGUCAGUUGUGGUGGGGCCAUCGCUGUCCAGCCUAUCUCGUGCAGGUAGAAGGAGAAACGCCGGACGACUCUGUGGGUGAUAGCUGGGUAUGUGGCGAGACAGAGCAAGAGGCACAAGAGAAGGCUGCAGCGAAAUUCCCAGGCAAAAAGUUCACCCUGAGACAGGACGAAGACGUACUGGACACGUGGUUUUCUUCCGGUCUUUGGCCCUUUUCGAUAUUAGGCUGGCCUGGCGAGACGCAAGAAAUGCGAGAACUAUAUCCGACGUCGAUACUGGAAACUGGUUGGGACAUCCUUUUCUUCUGGGUGGCGCGAAUGGUGAUGCUUGGACUCAAGAUGACUGGCAAAGUGCCGUUCACAGAGGUCUACUGUCAUUCUCUGGUUCGAGAUUCGGAAGGCAGGAAGAUGUCCAAAUCACUCGGCAACGUUGUGGAUCCAGUAGAUAUCAUUCGUGGUAUCACCCUACAAGGCUUGAACGACACGCUAUUGCAAGGAAACCUUCCCGAAGCUGAGAUCGAAAAAGCUAAGUCAUAUCAGAAGAAGGCAUUUCCCAAAGGCAUAGAGGAGUGCGGCGCUGAUGCUCUGAGAUUUACGUUGGUCAACUACACAACAGGUGGUGGCGAUAUUGCCUUCGACAUUCGCGAGAUUGAGGCAAAGCGACGAUUCUGCAACAAGAUCUACCAAGCCACAAACUUUGUGCUUGGAAAGUUAGGUGACGACUUCCAGCCUGCUGCCAGUCCACUCGACAGCAAGCCACUAUCUCUGGCUGAGAAAUGGAUCUUACACAGAUUCAACGAGGCCGCAAGAGACGUAAACGCUGCUAUCGAGAACCGUGACUUCUCCAUAUCAGCAGGAACGCUCUACCAAUACUGGCUGACCCAGCUUUGCGACACAUUCAUCGAAAACUCCAAAUUCCUACUACAAGACGACGCAGACACCAAAACUCAAGAAUCUGCCAAACAAACACUCUACACAGCCCUCGAAGGAGGUCUCCGCCUCAUGCACCCCCUCAUGCCCUUCCUAACAGAACACCUAUGGCAAAAACUCCCCCGCCGCCAAGGUGAUAACACCGAAGCCCUCAUCAUCGCCCAAUACCCCCUCUACCAAGACCAACUCAGCGCCCCGGCCGAAGCCGAACAAUAUGAACUAAUCAUGGACGUCGCCAAAGGCAUCCGCUCCAUCCUUUCCCAAUACGAAUUUAAAGAACCUGGCGACCUCAUCAUCGAAACAAAAUCCACCAAAGCAAACAAGAACCUUUCCAGCGAGACUACGUCCCUCAAGUCCCUGGGCGGGAAAUACUGCAACUCCAUCUCCGUGCAAGCUUCUCAAACAGGAUCUACCUCUAUCCCACCUGGCUGUGCCGUGGAAUCCAUCAAUGCCGAUGUCGCGGUAUAUCUCAAAGUAGCGGGACGAAUCAACAUCGACACCGAAGUCGAGAAGAUCAACAAGAAGCUUGAGGGUGCGGACGCAAGAAAGAAAAAGAGCCAGGCGAUCAUGGCGGGACCGGGAUGGAACAAGGCGAGCAAUGAUACGCAGGAGAAGGAGAAGGAGAAGUUGCAGGAUGCGGAGGGAGAGUUGAUGAGGCUUGAGGCUGCACUGAAGGAUAUGGAGAGGUUGAAGUUGGAGGGGUAG
This is a messenger RNA of Lithohypha guttulata, 3282 nucleotides long. RefSeq lists its product as uncharacterized. The coding region runs from base 1 to 3282 and encodes 1093 amino acids. Lineage: Eukaryota; Fungi; Ascomycota; Eurotiomycetes; Chaetothyriales; Trichomeriaceae. Gene Ontology annotation, cellular component: cytosol. The transcript has 3 exons. The record is from RefSeq and is a predicted model, not a curated record. Gene Ontology annotation, biological process: valyl-tRNA aminoacylation. Gene Ontology annotation, molecular function: ATP binding; aminoacyl-tRNA deacylase activity; valine-tRNA ligase activity.